AGGGUGCAUCUGGGAGCGGGAUCCCAUCAGCAAACGGGGGGGAAAAAACAGUUGGGACGUUACGAUUAUUAUUCACCCGGGGAUUAUUUGUGAAUAGGAAAAUAUGGGAUGUGUGGAGAUGACGGAGACUGGUUAGUUGGUUGAUUGUCGUCAUGAUGAUGAUGAUUUAGGCGGAUUUGGUCGUCCCAAAUUUCAAAUUAUUUUUCAUUUGAUACGGAAAGAACGGGCGAGCAAUAUGUUAUGGUAGAUGAUGAUGAUGAUAAGUAGAACGAGGUUAGGGGAGCGUGUGGUAAACGUAAAAAUGUCCGGGAAUUUUUGUUGAGUUUGAUCCAGUGUGCGGGCUUUGUUGGAGGAACUGGAGACCGCGGGGGGUUGAUAUCGUUGAUUUCCAUUGUACAUGGCUGUGCCAGGGGGUUGGUGGGAAUCCUAAGGCUGGAAAUAGUGUCAGUCAAGGAUACAAUGUCGAUGGAUCAUCAUGAGGAUUGAUGGAUUGAAUAGUGCAUAUGAAUGGUGGAGUUAUGAUGGUUAUGGAGAUUCCACAUGCGUUGGACUGAUGCGUCGUGGUGCUCAAGUGUGGAGUUGUCAAUUUAAUUUGUCCAUUGUCACGUGGUUAUUGGUCAAUUUAUAUGGGUAUCAUGAUGCUUGAGGUGGUGGUGAUUGUGGACGAGACAACGCAAUCUUGUAGCAAGCCGUUUGUCUCGUCUUUGGGGAUGAUUAUGCAGAUGAUUUUGGUCGCCGUUGGCCAAUGUCAGUCGCUCCUGGUUUAGGUGUUCAGCGGAUACUUUUUGGAGAAUCUGGUGGGGUUCAGGGGGAAUAUUUGGUGGAUUUAUUACCGACGGGGUUGCAACGGGUGACCACGUGACGACACACUACUGAAACACGGGAGGGCUGCUUUCAACCCCCCCACCACUGGACAACCAACCACGCUGGUUUAAGGAGAAAAAUGAAACCCUGCUGGACCCUCAUGGCGGCAAUCGCCUUUGCCGUAUCUGGGCCGGUAAGUGGCGGUGUUCACGAGAAGCGGCUGCUGAAUGACCUUCUGGAUAACUACAACGUACUGGAGCGUCCGGUGUUCAACGAGUCCGAGCCCCUUGCGUUGAGCUUCGGCCUCACGCUAAUGCAAAUAAUCGACGUUGAUGAGAAGAAUCAACUGCUGAUUACCAACUUGUGGCUGAAAUUGGAAUGGAAUGAUGUCAACAUGAGGUGGAACGUAUCACAGUACGGUGGUGUUAAAGACCUCAGGAUUCCGCCCCACAGAUUAUGGAAACCCGAUGUUCUUAUGUAUAACAGUGCUGACGAGGGCUUUGACGGUACCUACCCAACGAACGUGGUCGUCAAGGACAAUGGCACAUGUUUGUACGUGCCACCAGGUAUCUUCAAAAGCACCUGCAAGAUCGAUAUCACAUGGUUUCCAUUUGACGAUCAACGCUGUGAGAUGAAAUUCGGCUCGUGGACCUACGAUGGUUUUCAGCUGGAUCUCCAACUGCAGGACGAAUCAGGCGGAGACAUAAGCAGUUUUAUCACCAAUGGCGAAUGGGAUUUGUUGGGAGUACCGGGUAAAAGAAACGUUAUAUUCUACAACUGCUGCCCAGAGCCCUAUAUUGACAUAACAUUCGUCGUAAUCAUUAGAAGACGAACACUCUACUAUUUCUUCAAUUUAAUAGUACCAUGUGUACUAAUUGCCAGUAUGGCUGUACUUGGUUUUACUCUACCACCAGAUUCUGGUGAAAAAUUGUCCCUGGGGGUAACGAUUCUUCUGUCCCUCACAGUGUUCUUGAACAUGGUUGCUGAGACAAUGCCAGCAACGUCCGACGCUGUGCCGUUAUUAGGUACAUACUUCAAUUGUAUAAUGUUCAUGGUCGCCAGCAGUGUGGUCAGCACAAUUCUCAUUCUGAACUAUCAUCAUCGUAACUCAGAUACUCAUGAAAUGUCUGAAUGGGUGAAAGUACUAUUCCUCGGUUGGUUACCCUGCAUCCUGAGAAUGUCGAGGCCUUGCGACAAGGAGGAAAAAGACGCUCAAAAGUCGCAAAAGCCCUCACCAGUAACAGGUGCUAACAAAGGAUACGGUGAUCUCGAGUUACCCCAGAGAAGCAGCAAAUCAUUGUUGGCAAAUGUAUUGGAUCUUGAGGAUAAUGCCCUGGCAUCCCACAACAACUUGUUAAACAAUGUUUACAGUACACCAGGGCCUCAUCAUCAUGCACUAUCGGGGCAUGGUCACAGUCACAUACACACAACACCACAUCAUCAUCACAGUCAUACACCGGCACCAACGCCGCAUCAUCAACACGCAACGCCUUUACCACAUUCAUCGUAUCCGGCGCAUCAAUUGAGCCAUACGCCGCAUCAUCAUCAGCAUCCACAGGAUGGUACAACACCCCAGGUUGAAACGAUACUACAGAGCGCAUGUUUCUGUGCACGUUAUGAACUCGUUCUUAUUUUGAAGGAAAUCAAGAUAAUCACGGAUCAGCUGAAAGCUAAUGAUGAAAAUACGAAGAUAACCAACGACUGGAAAUUUGCGGCAAUGGUGAUAGACAGGAUGUGCCUAAUCAUUUUUACUCUGUUCACCAUUAUUGCUACAAUCACCGUCCUAUUUUCAGCGCCACAUAUAAUCGUCACGUGAUUCAAAAGAGCACAUCAUAAACCACCAUUGAGUGGAGCCGCUCAUUUACGUAUAAAUAAUAUACGUGUAUUGGUUGUUACGGGUCGUUUUAACCGUGCUGUAGUCACGUUUCAACAGAAAAAAACUUUUUUUAUGCUUGUAAAACAAUAUGGAUUAUAUAAUUAUCCUGUGUCGUACUGUGACUUUUAUUAAAACGUAAAAAUUAUGAAAAUAUUGUAAUCGAGGAAGGGGUAAAUUAUGGAGUACUCGAAUCAACAAAGUUGUCAUCAUUUUUUUAGUACUUCGAGGAAGAUGAUAAUGUAGGUAGAGGAGUGUAAAAUGCUACGAAAUAACAAUUUAAUACGCCUUAGCGAUCAUCACUUCAUCUCAUUUAUGGUAAUUGCGAUAAAAAAAAUUAUUAAUACACAUUUCUGGUGAUUGGGGGGAUUAGAACACUGUUGGAAAAAUAGGAAAAUUUCGGGGAAAUAUUUUCACCAGUGUACACGGACCGAUGAUUCUGAAUAUUCAUCACGUUAAGAAUCAUUAAACCUACUGACUAAUCACUAUAUUCAGUGAUUAACUGUAUUUAAUUACUCUGACUAUAGUUCAGCUGUAUUCAGAUUAAUUAAAAAUGAAAAUGUGAAUUAAAAUGAAUUGAUUUCCUCAGUGUGCCAUUUUCACAUUAGCGAAACAAGAAAAAUAACGUAAACUGAUAAAAUGCAAUAUAAAUAGAUAAAUGAGGCACACGGCGAAGACACUUUUGUGCAAGGAAUGCCAAUGCGCACACAUUAUACUCUCAACACAAUGAACUGCCAAGGUGAUUCAAAUGCCAGUGAAUUUUAUUAUCCGUAUCAGUAGUAUAUGGCGAAAAGGAGAAAAUUGAUGAAAAAAAAGUGAAAAAUGAAUUUUAAAAAUGUGAAUAAAAAUUGUACGAGAAGAGGUGAAACAAUUAUAGGUGAAUUUAUACUGCAAUUGCAAGUGGCGUGCGAUUCUUCGGACCGGAGAGAAGUGUCGAUAAAUAUUUUAAAUCACUGAUACGAUUAUUUGUACGAUUAUGGACAUUCUUGGAGGAUUUAUAUCGUGAGUACAUUUUAUUAUUUUUUCACUCAAGCUGAUUAUCAUAAAUGUGGAGGGAUAAUUUGUGCAAAAAAAACUGGAAAAUAGUGUGAAGAGUAGUGCAGGGCGUCUUCAUUUAAUACAUUAAACAUUAACGAAGGGGAUUAUUCAUUGAUUUCAAUCUACUGAACACGAUUGUUUUUCCUGUAUCACUGAAUUUACUGAAGACUUCAUCAACAAAUUGGAUUAUCCUUGAGCCAGAGAACUGUGGGCCAUCGUGACGCAUGACCUAAUGUAUUAACUUAAGACCCUAAACGUCUUAAAGAAGGGAAUAAAAUUAUCUCGACUUGAAACGCCAUUUUUUCUAGGGAAUGGACGCAAGCGAAGUGAAAACGUCUUCUAGUCCCAUGUGUCCGUUGUUAUCCCAUUACUCAGAGUUAAACAAAUUAAUGAAACAUAAAAAAAAAAUUGUGUAUCUUGUGAGUAUUAGUUUACCUACCGCACGCCACUCAUUAGCUGGCCAAAACCCGCAUUCAUUAUACGAAAAUGCUCCAAAUCGGAUUAUCCGUCAACAAAUUUCCGACGUAAAAAAAUAUUUCGAGUGGGGUAAAUGGAACAAUGAGAGGAAAAGAGGGAAAACCCCAAGCGCUUCGUCAUAAUACAAUUUAUACACACACUGGUACAUUGUUCAGGUACACGUGCUUCGGGUGAACAUCUGAAUUGGGGGAUGAAAAAUAUUGCGUGGUUAUUGUGGUGCGUUGCAAUUGAAACAGUAAAAACUGGUUGAAGGAAAACAAAAUUUACAAUGUAAUGAAUGAAUUAUUGUGACUAUAAAUUAGCAUGUCUUCUGGAGAAUCAAAAACAUGGGGAUGAAAAAGGGUUGUCUGUCACAGGGACACAGGGAGGUUUUUAAAUUUUGUGAUUUUAUUUGAAAAUCAAAUUCGGAAGAAAACGAAGGGAAAUAGAGGGACAAAGUUGAAUGGAAUCAUUGACAUUGUUAAUUCAAUGGAUAAUGGAAUGUCAGGAGUUGGUGCUAGUGUCUUAAUCUAUAUUGGUACCACCCAAGUUUUAACGUUUACCCGUCGAUCAAGAGGCUGCACACAAUGAGGAAAAGCGAAUUUCAAACAAUUCCAGUUAACUCGAAAUUUACGUCGUUUCGUUUACACUCCGUUUCUAGAGUUAUUUAUUUUCUCCACUUGUGUUUACUGUUCACGACUGCAACUAAAGUCGUUACCUUUUUGACACUCGCUGGAGAUUUUUAUGUUUUUUUUUUCGCGAUUGGAAAUUGAGUUAGGGCCCGGUUGCAAAGAGUUUCGUUGGGUAAAUUGAUGGUUAAGGGUCGGGGUAAACAGUAAAAAAGUGACGGGUGAAUUUAACGGACGGGGGGUAGAAGAUUUAUCCUGGGGGUUGGGCGAAUUGUUUGGGGGUGGUUCGAUGUGGAGUUGACCAAAGGUCACUGGGUGAUCAAAAUGACGCAGUUAACCAGUGGUGGGGAUUUUCAAUUGAGAAUGUUGCUUUCGAGUGAAAACAGGGAAUUCAUUAAAUCAAAAAUUUCCAAUUUUUUGGGACCAGUUUGACUAAUUUUGCCCUCGAGAGCUUGAAUAUACUAUUUUCAGGUCAUGAAUGGAUGUGUGGAUGUACGUAACUUGUCCCUUAACGGUAAUUGAAAAAAUAAUUGGCUAAAUGAAUCCACUUGUUACUAAAAAUAUUAUUCAAAUUCUCCCUUGACCGAGUUUAAUUGCGGAAUUGAUUGCAUCAUUUGUUGGUCAGAAUAAUUAUUUUUAAUGUCCCACGAAUAAAUAUUUAAUUUUAUUUUAACCUUUUAAAGGUCCUCCGGAUGUUUGUUUCUAUUUUUGCGGAACAUACUUUGUUAACGGAUAAUCCCAUGAAAGGGCGUGACCAAAAAAAAUGGACACAUUCGAUAAAUAAACCCAAUAACCACCACAAAUUUCCGAACAUUAAAAAAUAAAUAAUUCAGCUGUACGUAAAUUUUUUUGGCCAAUGGCAUUGACGCGACAACCAAUCACAUUAUCUUUUAAAUCUAACUGAGGAUUAGAUAUUAUUGAAAAUAAAGAUAAAAAGACGAGAGAGAGCGUUGUUAAUGAUGUUAAUUGAAUAAAUUAUAAGCGUCGAUUAUCGUACCACUAAGUGAAACCGAAAAAAAAUGUCCGAUUUAUUAAGAAAAUAAUGAAUUCCGGUCCUGAAGCCGAGGAAAACAGAAAUUUUCGUAAUCAAUGAAGUAAGGAAGCCAACACUGCAGCGGAAAAUUAAUUAACCAAGGAAAAAAUAAAUAAUCAAGUUCGGUAGAUAAUUGCCUCGUUGAUAGGUAUAAAAUGAUACUCCGGAGUAAAGCAAUAAAUUAUUGAACAUGGCGUUCACGCUUAAUUCGAGUCGAUGAAUAAUAUUGCCAGUUUGCAAAGCGAUUCCUAGGAUAAUGAGAAAUACGAGAUGAUUAAUUAAUGAUUUUAAAAAAAUUAGUAACAAAGUGAAAUACGUGAGAAGGUAAUACAGGCAUUAACAUUAAGUGCAAUAGUUUUUCCAUUUUAUAUAUGAAGUAAAAAAAAUACAUCUCAACACUUGCCGAUCAUUGCCCGCAGUGUAAUUCACUCCUAGAGUUAAAUGACUGGGGAAAAUAUUGUUAAUGAGAUGUCCUGGUGGUGCAUCAAAAUGGAGACGGCACUUCACUUCAGAUUUAUAAAUAAAUAAAUUUUUAGAGAAUUCCGACCGUUUCUGUUUUGAAAAAAGGCCACAAAACCCAAAAAUUCUUCUUCAGACACUUGUUUUUCCAGUGCUGCAGUAAAAUGACUCCGCAAAAUCAUAAAACUUAUGAAAAAUAUGGACCUCUCGUUUAAUAUCUUCGCUGCGUCAUUGAUUGAGUUGAUGGAUAUCCUUGAAGCUGAAAGAAAAAUUUUUUUUUAUUACUUUGCGGAGCAUUGUGGUGGCUCCAGUCCCACCCCAAUUCUCCCCACAAUCCGUUACCUUCCCAAGGACCUGUUCCGCAAAAUUUGAUGAAAAAAUGACAAAAUAACGAGAAUAGAUACAUUAAAAAAUGAAUUAAGAAAAAAAACGUAAUGACUCAUCGUGUACGAUACAACGUAUGCUCAAGAUAACUACUGUGAAAAAUUUAAACUAAAAAACUAAUAAACAAGCAUUAUAAAUAAACCAGUGAGGAUCGAGGAGCCUCUUAGAAGUAAAAAUAAAAAUCUAGCGAAUGUGGACAUGUACUAUAAACAACAAGGGGUAAUUUCAUCAACAAUGACAAUUGCUGAGACAUUAAAUAAAUUGUAUCAUAAGUUGUCAAUAUGCCACUUGGCAAAAGACCCUUUUCUUCCUAAUUUUCAUCGAUUAAAUUAUCACUGUAAUAUCGUAAAAUAAUUUACAAAGUGAAUUUAUCAAAUUCUGCAUUCCUCAUGGGCAGUUGCAGCUCAACCUGUAUAAAAUGAUCAAUCUGUUAUCUUAAAAAACACUUUUCGUAUUUAAAUAUUUAAAUACUUUUUCAUUUGUCUCGUCAUUUGUAUACUGUCCAGUGAUUGGAAACGUAGACAUUCAUCACAAGCAGAUAAUCAUUUCGUAUGAAUAAGAAACUGUUACUAAGAAUAAUUAGAAUAAUUGAAUUACUCUUGUGGAACAGAGAAGAGUUUGAGUAUGAAAAAAAAUAAUGGCAGAUGGUCAGCGAUCAGAGCUCCUGUCGUACGGCUAAUCAUUUUUCCUCAUUUAUUUUCAUUUGUCUAUCAACAUUAUCGUGGACUCUGGCACUGAUCGCCGUUGGACCUUUGCGAUUGACAUACUGUAAAAUUGUACAUUCAGUUAUAAUAUUUAUAAGAGAUAAAAUUAAUCUAAUAUUAUCACGAGCCGGUAUAACGGGAUGUUUCAUCUAGUAUUAGAAAAGCGAAUGCAAGUGCCAAAAUUAAUCGAGCUAGAGUGAAUUUUACAUUAUUGUAUUGGUACCACGACUAUGCACAUGUUGAACAUUAAUUGUUUGACAAAUUGGAUGUGUAAACGACGAAAGGAUGCCGAAUGAAUUAACGUAAACGUCUUUAACUUGUUGAUGAAUAAAUUACUGCAAAAUUUUUCAUUAGAUUAAGAGUGAUUAAAAAUUUGACAAAAAAAAUACAAAAAUUUUGGAAAUAUCGAGGAGAAUAUUGAGGAAAGGGCAAUCGCGUGUGCUUUGCUUUAAAAAUACAUUGAUAAUGGUCUAGAUAAAAUAUUUCAUCCCCGUUUAACAUUAAUUUCCCAUACAAUCUCUCACCCCUUCACCCCCGCCCCUGCCAGAGUCAAAAUGGUAUAGUUUUUUGUAAAUUUGGAACAUCAGGGAAAACGAAGAUGCGAAUAGUUGAGGAUAAAUAUAAAUAUAUAUAUUUAUAUCGAAAAAGUAACUCAAAAGAAAUAAAAAAAAAUACAAUUGAAUGAUGUUGUUCCCGUCAACGUGAAUUAAAAAAGAAUCUCCAUGAAAAUUAACGAGUAAAUAUUCAAAAUUGUUUAGGAGCUUGCGUAAUAUAAUCGAGAAAGUAUUUUCUCAUUACGACCACGGUUCGUCAAUCUUCCGGGCAAUUAGAAAAUGAAAAAAAAAUCGUCGAUAAAGAGUUGAAUAAUAAAUAAUGAAAAAAACUUAUUAUUAAAAAUGAAUACUGGGAAAAAAGUCACGACUUAUUACUCGCCACUCCCCUAGAUAAAUUAAUUUCCACCUAAUCUCCGAUAAAUAACAUAUGUAUAUACAUAUAUGUCUAUAUUACACUGCAUAUGUAUAUACAUAUUCGAUUAAAUUUAAUCAUCAUGGGAGUUUUCUUCUUUUGCGAAGAACAAAUCCGAAUGGCUAUUUAGCUACUGUAUCGAGUGCUUAAUUAUAACUUUUACACGACUCGCAAAAUAAAGCAAAACAAAUAAUUGAAAAAAAAAAUACAAAUAACGGUUGUAGUUAAUAAAUCCAGGCAGUUUUUACAGAAAAUGAGAAAAUAAUAAUGGUAGAUCAGAUACUGUAGAAUAAUUAAAACUCCAGUGAGAAAAAAACAUUUAAAAAAAUAGCUGACUCUCGUUUCCCGAAUUUUAACGAACAAAAUCAAUAUUCACGCUAUCUCACUCGCGCAAAAUCCCUUUAUUCUUCGAUUAUUCUCCCGAAAGAUGAAUUAAUCUCGCAGAACAAUAAUUUUUCGAGUAUAAAAAACAAGACAGCGCUCCAAAGUCAAACGAAAUAUUGAAAAAAAACAUAUACCAUUAAACAUAUUCUAUACAUAUUUAAACUAUUGAAUGCUAAAAUCAUAUUCGUAUGAAUAAAAUGAAAAAAAAACAAAUGACAUGAAUAAUCAAUUACUGAAUAUAAAACAAAACAAUGAGGGCUAGCUUGUAAUCAAUAGGAAUGUAGUAAUACUAUGACAGUAACCAUAGGAAUGGUUCAGGUAGUUUUAUUAGAAAUUAGGAUCAAACUUUAUCGAGAUCACACAUUCUCUCUCUCUCCCCCCUCUCUCUCGCUCUCUUUUUUUUUCUCUUUUUUUUGUCCCUCUCUCUCUCACUCUCUCCCUCUCCCUCUCCCGCCCUCUCUUUCUCUCUCUCUGUCUAAACUAUUACCUUUAAAAAAAAAUAUCUAAAACUUGCCCACACAUCUUAAAAAUACUGCUGCAAUGAGGAAAACGAAAUGAUAAUGAAAAUAAUAAUAAUAAUAAUUAUGAGGAUCUAACUCUUCUUCUAACUCCUUAGAUAACUUUGAGGAUAGGAUAGAUUCUUUGGACACUGUCCCACCAGCCACCGGGUUAAACUACUAUUGCGACAAUGAAAUAAUAUUUUCAAUGAAUUUCCUCGGAUGACAACAGUGUGAAAAAAAUACGAAAUGAUAAAAUGAUAGAUUGUGUGCGUUAUUGACAGGUGAGAUUGAAAAAUUAUUUCCCUCGAGAUAAUAAUGCUGGUGAGACGAUGUUGGGAAAUGACUCACUUGAAAUUUUUCAUUAAUGCCUCACUAACAGCCUGGUUUUAAAAUAAAUGAGUAAAUAAAAGAAAAAUAAUAAAUUUAAUUUAAAAUGAAGAAUAGUAAAUUCAUAUUGAAGAUUAAUGAAUAAAUAAAAUUUGUUAUAUUCCUACUGGGCUGUUACACGAGGCAACGUUGAUUGAUAAAUGAGAAUCCCUGUUAACUGGUGAAUACGUAAUCGCCACAUUGUAAUAUUAUAAAACAUUAUUACGUUAUUAUGAAAUUGUUGAAAUAAAUGAAAUGAAAAUAAAUGUCUUCCAUUUGCUCCUGA
Diachasmimorpha longicaudata is the source of this 9882-nucleotide messenger RNA. Its product is annotated as neuronal acetylcholine receptor subunit alpha-7-like. The transcript is spliced from 12 exons. Gene Ontology annotation, cellular component: neuron projection; synapse; postsynaptic membrane. The record is from RefSeq and is a predicted model, not a curated record. Bases 944 to 2620 code for a protein of 558 amino acids. Lineage: Eukaryota; Metazoa; Arthropoda; Insecta; Hymenoptera; Braconidae. Gene Ontology annotation, biological process: regulation of membrane potential; signal transduction; monoatomic ion transmembrane transport. Gene Ontology annotation, molecular function: acetylcholine-gated monoatomic cation-selective channel activity; transmembrane signaling receptor activity.